AUGGCAGUUUGGUACUUCGAGUAUGCCAAUUUGAAUGCCAACGGAAGCAGGCCCAUGGGAAUUACAGUGUGGGCCAUAAGCUUGAGCACUGUGAAAAAGACAAUGUCACGACUUCUACUGCUAAUUGUGUCAAUGGGGUAUGGUGUGGUGAGGUCCAUCAUUGGAGGUAGUGAGAUGAGCUCGAAGUCGAGGAUGAUGAUUGUUGCUAUACUCUACAUUGUGGACUCUGAGGCUCUCCUUCUUAUCGAGCAUUUGAGCAACAUUAAUGACUUUUUCGGCAAUGCUAAGCUUCUUGUUGUGCUGUUGUUUGCCUUGAUUCCUGCUUUAUUUUCUAGAUCUUCUCUUCUUUGUCUAGCACCCUCGCGAAGCUACAGUGGCUCCUACAUAGUCGAUGCAGCAGCUACAAACUACAAACUCCCUUACCUGAGGUUUUUCAGCAGUUCGCCAUCUUUUUUCAACAGUUUUUUGGCAGUUGAUUACUCUUCCGGCAGUUCCGUUUGCGCUUCUUUCAAACAGCGGCAGCUCUGUUUGCGCUUCCUUCAGACAGUAGUAGUUCCAUCUGUGCUUUCUUCUAUCAGUUUUGUCUGUGCUUUCUUCAGACAGCGGCAGUUCCGUCUGCGCUUCCUUCAUACAUCGGCAGUUCAAUCUAACAUCAAUAGUGUUGGUUCAGUGGAGUUGCUCAUUUUGAUUCACUUGAUUCACAUGAUUGACAUUUGGUUCAGUGGUAUUGGUCAUUUUGGUUCACCUGAUUGUUAUGUGUUCAGUUGA
Molecule: messenger RNA, 768 nt
Organism: Arachis duranensis
Lineage: Eukaryota; Viridiplantae; Streptophyta; Magnoliopsida; Fabales; Fabaceae
Exons: 5
Coding region: 1-768 (255 amino acids)
Biological process (GO): transport
Cellular component (GO): membrane; Golgi apparatus
Source: RefSeq, a predicted model, not a curated record